Messenger RNA from Anolis carolinensis (green anole), 1519 nucleotides. RefSeq names its product nanos homolog 2-like. The transcript has 3 exons. The coding region runs from base 21 to 674 and encodes 217 amino acids. Gene Ontology annotation, cellular component: perinuclear region of cytoplasm. Gene Ontology annotation, biological process: negative regulation of translation; oogenesis. The record is from RefSeq and is a predicted model, not a curated record. Gene Ontology annotation, molecular function: mRNA binding; zinc ion binding. Lineage: Eukaryota; Metazoa; Chordata; Lepidosauria; Squamata; Anolidae.
GCAAAGGAGGGUAAAAAUAGAUGGGAGGGUCCAAUGUGAAAGGUUUGGAACCCCUCCCCUUAUAUAUAAAACAAAGACUCCGCCUCCAAUAUGUGGCAUUCAGUGUGUGUCCACACCAGGGUAGAAUUGGCACCAUGCUCUCCAGAUCAGCCAUGCACGUGCCACAUUAUGCCCCUUCCAUGUUCAGGGAGUUUGACAGAUGGAAGGGCUAUCUGAGCCUUGCGAAAGUGGUUACGGAGAUCAUCGCGGAACGCAAGAAGGUCCCAUUUCCAUCUCAGAGUUGGGACACAAUGGAGUACGACAUGCAGCUAGUCCUCAACGAGGACAACUUUGAAACAGCAUCACAAUGGGUUAAUGGAAGCAGUUCCAGCAGCAAGAGCUCCAAAGGUAGUGCCAAUGGCCAGGCUUCCCAAAACAAGGAGAUUUGCAAUUUCUGCAAACACAACGGGGAAUCCAAGCAGGUCUAUUCGUCCCACCGGCUGAAGGGGAUGGACGGCACCGUGGAGUGCCCCAUCUUGCGCAAAUACACCUGUCCGCUCUGCGGUGCCACGGGCGAAAAGGCCCAUACUUUAAAAUACUGCCCACUGAGCCAAGGGAAGAGGUCGCUGUAUCGCAAGUGCGGACGUAACUCGGCUGGACGCAAGGUUUGGAGAAUGGAAGCCCAAUUCUCUUAGACUACAUUUAUGUGUCAGUUGCCUAGUGUGAUGAUUCAUGGGCCCUGCAGUCCUAUUCCUGACAGUAUUGUGGCAGAUGAGGAGGAAAAUAUGGAGUUUUCCCCAGAUUUCCGGUCGGAGUCAGAGCCUUGGCAGCUGCCUGAAGUUCUAGUCCAAGAACCAAUUAAACCUGAACUUGGUGGGAACUCUCCCCCUUAUGGGAGAAAACAGGCUUACACGACUGAUAGAGGAUCGAGAGAAAAAUUUAGAAGUAGUGCUCGCCUUGCUGCCAAAUAUGCCACUGAUUAGAAGUAUUUCCCCUGAGAAAAUACGGGGAGUCUUGCACCUGCAAGCUGGUUUCCUUCGCUCCCUGUUCUCUAGGGAAAGUGAUUGUUGUUUGGGGAAACGAGACCCAAUAUAGGGAAAUUGCGCGAAGGAUUCCUUGCGGAGUCAAUUCGUCAGCUCCUGGAGAGAGGUCAUGUGUGUGUGGACUUCGAAUCCUGUUCCUUGCCUCCUGAAUCUAGUUCCAAGCCUUGUCCUCGUCUCACGGAUUUACCACAGAUCUUGUUCCAUGCUUCAAGUUGCUUUGCCUUUAGCCACAGAUCCAGCCACGUUCCAAGUAACUUUCAGCCUUGUGUCAAGCUUCAUUGGAUUCAAGACUUUUUCUGUUUUCCCAACGCUUAGCUUGGCAAACCGUGUGUUGCGGUUAUUGGAUUAUAAUCUUUGGACUCUAAUAUUUCAUAUUGGACAAUAAUCUGCUGGACUAUAUUUGGCCUCAUUUGAAAGGUCUGCUUCUGAACUUUAUUCUACACUUGUUUUUAUUGACUUUAUAUAUUCCUUUAAUAAAAAUAUUAGAUAGAAUCUGG